Molecule: messenger RNA, 3882 nt
Organism: Pisolithus orientalis
Lineage: Eukaryota; Fungi; Basidiomycota; Agaricomycetes; Boletales; Pisolithaceae
Exons: 6
Coding region: 102-3845 (1247 amino acids)
Biological process (GO): protein autophosphorylation; peptidyl-threonine phosphorylation; actin filament organization
Cellular component (GO): cytoplasm
Molecular function (GO): protein serine/threonine kinase activity; ATP binding
Source: RefSeq, a predicted model, not a curated record
CGAAACCUGAGAGAAGCAAGAAACGGUAGCGCUGCCUCAGUGGCAGCCUGCGCUUGUCUGCGGGUCUCCGUGGCCGUACAUUUUUGAUUUUUGCUUCAACUAUGCAACAAUCACUGUAUCAGAACAAGGGAACCCUCGUCCCGGGUCAGACGAUAUCAGUCAACAAGUAUACCGUGCAAGUCGAGAAGUACCUCAGCCAAGGUGGCUUCUCUCAUGUAUAUCUUGUGAGGACACCGGCUCCCAUCUACAAUACCACCCACCAUGUCCUCAAACGCAUCGCAGUCGCGAGUGACACCAUGCUUGCGGAGGUGAAGAAGGAAGUUGAUAUCAUGAGGAUCCUGAAAGGCCAUCCGAACGUUGUAUACCUGAUCGACGCUGCCUGGCAUCGGAUGUCCAACGGUCAAUACGAGGUUUUCAUCCUUAUGGAAUUCUGUCAGGGCGGGGGCAUCAUCGAUAUGAUGAACAGGCGGCUUCGCGAACGCCUCACAGAGGCUGAAAUACUGCAGAUUUUCGUUGAUGUCUGUGAAGGAGUUGCCGCGAUGCACAACUUGCGACCCCCUUUGUUGCACCGUGACCUGAAAGUCGAAAAUAUUCUUCAGUCUUCCUCAACUACCUUCAAACUAUGCGAUUUCGGUUCAGCAACGCCCGUGUCCCCUAGACCACCAGCUACAACGCAGGAAAUCCGGAUCCUUGAAGCAGAUCUCAACCGUCACACGACGCUUCAAUAUCGGGCUCCAGAGAUGAUCGACCCUUACCUCCGUCGCCCUGUUGAUGAAAAAUCAGACGUAUGGGCACUAGGCGUCUUGCUCUACAAGUUAUGCUAUUAUACAACCCCAUUCGAGGAACACGGCCCUCUUGCUAUACUAAACGUGCAGUAUCGUAUCCCCCCGUAUCCCGUAUAUUCUCCGCAGCUCAACGCUCUAAUUGCAUCGAUGCUGCGCGAACACGGAACACAGCGGCCUAGCGUGUUUGAACUUCUUGAUCAAGUUCACCGCAUGCGCGGUACCAAGUCCCGAUUUGUAUACCAUAUACCACCACCCCAACCACUUUCUCCGCGCGCCGUGCACCCUCAUCCUACUACCUCCCGUGACAAUUCAGCAGCAUCGAUUCGCCCAAAGUCUUCAAAUGCACAGUCCAAACAGAAGGAUGCUAUUCCUGCAGUACAAAUCAAAGAGAAGGCUUUGGACAAUGUUGCUCUGCGGAGGGGCCGCCCUGGCCUCCAGAAGGAGUCGUUGUUGUCCUCGACGUCUCGUCCCGCGAGUCCAACAACAGGAUCAUUGUCAACAUCAGUGAAAGUUGUGAAGCGUGACUGGCUGGCCGAUGACGAAGACAAAGCAUGGAGAGCCCUGAAGAGUAAUACACCGAGUGCAGGGGAUAACAGACCUCAGGGAUCCGGCGAUGCCGGUUGGUCUGCAUGGAAGCCUAAGAGCGUUUCUUCUAGUAGCUUGGCCGAUGAACCUUCGGUACCGAAACACACGGAACCAGGCUCGGCACUCACGACGUUCGGUGAUAACUUCACAGAACCGUGGCGUACUAGUGACACCGUGGUGACGAGCUCUGCUCCGAUUGCAUCCAAAGUCAGGUUAACACCUUCAAAGCUUGCGUCACAUCCCGAAGGCUCUCGAAAUACGAAGCUUGUCAUAUCCAAGGGGAGGGACGCCUUCGAUGGGUUAGGGUUGCCUACAUCUGUACCUCAACCACCGACGUUGGGUGAGGCACGCAAGCUAAGAACUGGCUUGGCUACAAUUGGUGAUUAUAGGCACCGCGUCUCUGUGGCACCAAAUCCCUCAGUUAUCCCUGUGAUACCUUCUUCUGCAGCAUCUCCUCGUCCCCCACUUCCUCGUACUGGCUCAUCUCAAAAAUCCAGUCCCUCCGUGAAACCCAUGCCCUUGGUUUCUGCAAAAUUAUCAGAGGCGCUCCAACCACACGAUAUCCCCAUCGAGGCGAGAUUCCCGCCAUUAGAGCAACUGGACCCUACCCUCGCAGCAGUGAAUCCUUCUCGUCCUAGUUCACCGGCAGAUUUAUCUGUUCGGGAGAAUAUAAUCGAUUUAUCUGAACCACCUUUAUCACGAUUCCUUCAGGCCCAGCGCUUAGCUCCUUAUCCUCCUCAGCGCGUCGCCCAUUCCCAAGAAAUCUCAGGUGGUACAAUUAGGGACACGAAAGCCGACCAAUUGCGAUCGCACGUUACACUGGGUGGUGUCAAUGAUGCAGCCCCGCACACACGUCUCAGUCGCUUAGGUGUAUCUCCGUCGCCAUCGCCUGGGAAGCAUGCAGCAAGUGCUCAUACACAAACAGAGCAGCCAAGCGGACUUCUCGAUAUUGGAAGCUCCUCAGCGCCCAGCCUGUCAGAGGUGCACAAUGCUCAAGAACCUAGAGACUGGCUGACUGGAGAUGUUGACAGUCAGCUAUCCGCAGUAAAGGAGUCGCAGCUUGCAAAUACCGAUACACCGGAGACACCAGUACUGCGCGAGUUCACGAAGAAGCGGUCGUCCUUCAUCGAGGAAAAUACCGUCUGCAUCCCAUCGCCGCAAGAAGGCAUUACAGGCCAACAGCCCCUACCUAAAUCUGCGAACCCUCAAUUGUCGACCAAGACAUUCCCCCACUCCCCGCGUCCCGAGGAUCGCCACCGAAUUGGCCGCACUGCAGCUUCAGAGAGCACCAAGGGUUCAACCACAGAACCUAUCCGACCAUCUCCAGAAAGAAUAGGUGGCAGCUGGCAAUAUUCGUUCCUAGAGAGCGCACAGGAAGCAAAGUCUUCGAGUGAUGAGGAGAGCCCUGAAGACGCUGCAGGGGUGAUUCCAGGCAAACUAGCUGAGAAAGGUAGAAGUUCUGUACGGAAACGGAGAGGAAGACAAAGUUCUGUGCACGAUCUCGUCGACCUUUGGGGUGGUGGGGUGGUGCAGACCAGGGAGAGGGUGAAGGAUGCAAUCCAGGACUCCGUCGUCCGCAACCCGAGUAAUGAUCUCGUGACACAUUCGUCGAAGACUCGCUCGAUAAUUGCGCCGCUGGCCACGACACCCGGAACGCCACAGUGUGCACAGGCACGCUCGUCGGAUGGUGGGGCGGUUGAUGCGCCUCGUCCACCCAGCAGAACAUCUGGCCGACGCUCCCCCGUGUCACAAGUCAAGCGGAUGUCAACUUCAGCCUCGACUGCGUCUCCUGCACCUACAUUGUCCCAUACACGCCCCCAAUCCCUUUUACUAUUUCCGGUGUCAAAACCAGUUUCUGACGGGAAGUCGGAAACACCUAGCACCCCCACUGGGUUGAGUGUCCCGCAAGAUGGGUUUCGGAAGAAUGGGUCUCGGCGAACAUCCAUUACGGAUAUGGUACAACGAUAUGAGGCGAUCAAUGCAAACGUGAAGGCUACUGGGCACGGACCACCUUUGACCCUUCCUAAACCGUCGGGUUUGAAGAUUUCUCCUGCAGCCACUUCUUCUAGCACUGGGACUCGACCGACACAGACCAUUCGAUCGCCUUCCAUUUCUAGAUUCAGUUCUUCGCGAGUUAGCGAGCACUCCUCACCGGACAAAGAUGCUGAUAAGCGGCCUUCGCCCAGUGGUUCGACCAUGCCUAGUUCAUAUGAACUGUUAACUGGGUUGCCCAGUAGUUCUAGCAGCAAGUUUUUACCCUCUCCUUCUGAGCGUCAUGGACCAAUCGAUGGGCUGCCCCCUGUCCACAGUACAGUACCUUCUGAAGAACAUCGGCGCUCACCAUCACCUGAGAAACCUUACCAAGGUGUUGGCAAACUGAUCGAUCAGUGGCAAAGGAAAUCUGAGGAGGCUGACUCUGCACGCAAUCCUUUGCCUCGAAGGGGAUAUGCUCCCAAGCGAGCCGGCCUCGUUUAGGACUGUUAGUCGUCUAUACGAACCUGCGACCCUCAUU